Candidula unifasciata is the source of this 208-nucleotide messenger RNA. NCBI's taxonomy places the organism in Eukaryota, Metazoa, Mollusca, Gastropoda, Stylommatophora, Geomitridae. The record is from the annotation of a GenBank genome assembly.
CACACCACAAAAGGAUAAGAAACGUAAGAGAGCCAGAGAUAACAGCAGCUCAGACAGUGAUGGCAAUAAGACAGCCAACAAAUCUACAAUUGACACCACCCUGGAGGCGACCACACCAGCAGGGGAUGCAUCAGAAAGGAAGAAGAAGAAAAAGAAGAAAGAUAAACAGAAGGAGUCUGAAAAAGAAGAGAAUGGAGAUGAUGCUGAG